Colletotrichum tamarilloi is the source of this 1371-nucleotide messenger RNA. RefSeq names its product pre-mRNA cleavage complex II protein Clp1. The transcript has 4 exons. Gene Ontology annotation, cellular component: mRNA cleavage factor complex; nucleus. NCBI's taxonomy places the organism in Eukaryota, Fungi, Ascomycota, Sordariomycetes, Glomerellales, Glomerellaceae. Gene Ontology annotation, molecular function: polynucleotide 5'-hydroxyl-kinase activity. Gene Ontology annotation, biological process: tRNA splicing, via endonucleolytic cleavage and ligation. The record is from RefSeq and is a predicted model, not a curated record. Bases 1 to 1371 code for a protein of 456 amino acids.
AUGUCGAUCCCCGGCUUGGGCCACCUUGUGGCGCCACAACCGACGUCCGCGAACCAAACCCGCACAAUCCGCCUCCAGCCCUUCUGGGAAUGGCGCUUCCAAGUCGCCUUCGACACCCAAAUCACCCUCAAACUCCUCUCCGGCACCGCCGAAAAAGACGGCACCGAGCUCGCCCUCCAGCACAUCUACACCUUUGCCGGCACCAGAUCCAAGAUCCUCACCCUGCAGGGAUGCGAGCUCGAGGUCGAGGGCGUGCUGGCUGAAGAGUCCGUCGCAGAGUACGCCAAACCACAAGACUCCCCCGCCAACUCGGUCCUGAACCUGCACUUCCAGCUCACCGCCAUGCGCCAGCGCGCCGCCGCCGAGAGGAGGGAAGGGCCAAGGAUCGCCGUCUGCGGGCCGCCGACGACGGGGAAGACGAGCCUGACGAGGACGCUGACGAGUUAUGCCGCGCGGGUGGGCGCGCAGCCGUUGGUGGUGAACACGGAUCCCAAGGAGGGGAUGCUGAGCUUGCCGGGGACGUUGAGCGCCAGCGUCGUCGGGUCGUUGUUGGAUGUCGAGGCUGUUGACGGGUGGGGUACGACGCCGACGAGCGGGCCGAGCCAGGUGCCGGUGAAGCUGCCGCUGGUGUACUACUACGGCCACGCGAGCUCUGAGGAGGACCCGGCCAAGUACAAGGAGCUCGUGAGUAAGAUGGCGGCGACGGUGACGUCGAGGCUGGGGCAGGAUCCCGAGGUCAAGGGGUCUGGCAUGAUAAUCGAUACGCAGGCCGUGACGGAGACCAACCAGGUUGGCAUGGAGAACUUUGUGCAUGUCGUGGAGGAGCUCUCAGUCAACAUCAUUAUUGUGUUGGGCUCACCAAGUCUCAACGCCGAAAUCACCAAGCGCUUCUCAACGGAAAGGACUAGCCUCGGCGAGAAUUACAGCAUCCUCCUCUUGGAAAAGUCAGAGGGCGUGGUUGAGCGCGACGUGGGCUACACACAGCAGGCCUGCGAGGCGUCCAUUAAGGAAUACUUCUUCGGUAGCAUCGGCCAGACGCUGAGUCCCGCCACGCAGCAAGUCGACUUUGAUAGCCUGGCGAUAUACAAACUAGGAGAUUAUUCCAUGUACGGCGGUGGCGCCGACGAGAGCCUGAUGCGCGUGGACCCCGCACAGGUCAUGGCCCAUUGGACGCUGGCGAUCGUCUAUGCCUCAGUCAAAGACUCACCGGAGACGAUACGGACGGCCAACGUGAUGGGGUACGUGUACAUUGCCGAUAUCGACAAGGAGAAGCGCAAGUUGAGGAUCCUGGCGCCGGUAAGUGGUCGGUUGGGAGAUAGGCCGCUGUUGAUGGGCAAGUGGCCGGAGCCGUUUAUCAACCUAUUGGGAUAG